This is a messenger RNA of Elephantulus edwardii (Cape elephant shrew), 786 nucleotides long. It is a transcript of the gene CD40LG, whose product is annotated as CD40 ligand. The record is from RefSeq and is a predicted model, not a curated record. The transcript is spliced from 5 exons. Gene Ontology annotation, cellular component: membrane. Gene Ontology annotation, molecular function: tumor necrosis factor receptor binding. Gene Ontology annotation, biological process: immune response. Lineage: Eukaryota; Metazoa; Chordata; Mammalia; Macroscelidea; Macroscelididae. The coding region runs from base 1 to 786 and encodes 261 amino acids.
AUGAUCGAAACUUAUAGCCAACCUUCUCCCCGGUCUGUGGCCACUGGACCUCCUGCCAGUAUGAAAAUUUUUAUGUAUUUACUUACUAUUUUUCUGAUCACCCAUAUGAUUGGGUCAGCUCUUUUUGCUGUCUAUCUUCACAGAAGGUUGGACAAGUUAGAAGAUGAGAGGAAUCUUCAGGAAGAUAUUGUGUUCUUUAAAAAGAUACAGAGAUGUGUCAAAGGAGAAGGACCUUUAUCCUUGCUGAAAUGUGAGGAAAUAAAAAACCAGUUCAAAGAACUCAUCAAGGGCUUAAUGCUCCAGGAAGAGAAAAAGGAGGAAGAAAAUACUUAUGGAAUGCAAAAAGGUGAUCAGGUGCCUCAAAUUGCAGCCCAUGUCAUAAGUGAUGCCAGUGGUAAAACAUCAUCUGUUCUACACUGGGCUGAAAGAGGAUAUUACACCAUGAGCACCAACUUGGUUGAACUCAAAUACAAGAAGCAGCUCACUGUGAAAAACCAAGGACUCUAUUACAUCUAUACCCAAGUCACCUUCUGCUCCAAUCAGGAGACUUCAGGACAAAAGCCAUUUACAGCCAGCCUCUGCCUGCAGUCCCCAGGUGAAUCGGAGAGAAUCUUACUCAGAGCAGCAAAUGCCCCCAGUUCCUCCAAACCUUGCAGUCAACAAUCCAUCCAUUUGGGAGGAGUAUUUGAAUUGCAAUCAGGUGAUUCCGUAUUUGUCAACGUGACUGAUCCCAGCCACGUGAGCCACGGGACUGGCUUCACGUCUUUUGGCUUGCUCAGACUCUGA